AUGGCCGAGUACAGCCACACACAAAACCAGAUGGAAUUACAAAAUGCUAGUUUGGGARAGGGUUCUGUGGUGAAUUCACUUGAAAAUGGUCUCCAGGAUAUUAUGGAAAACCUCAACCCAAAGAAAUACUCAUCAAGUCUCAAAUUUAAAACAAAUGGAGACUAUGCGGGUUCUUAUUUAACCCUCUCGCAGCCGGUGCCCGUGAAACCCAGUCCUUCCUCCAGUGUUAAAAACACCCACUCGAUUACCAAAAUUCAAGGAGGAAAGCUGUUCCCGGCUGAGAGCCCCUACCUUUUGGAGAAGAGCAUCUCUGCCAAGCAUUUGAAUUCUGUGCCCGGCCCCUCUCCGUCCUUCGGCGGGUACAGUUUGGCAAGGACUGACUUUGACAUCCACGCCAGCCGAGAAAAUGAGAAAUCCCACGGACACGUGGACAGGUUUCACUACUCCAAGUACAGUCAGAAGAACAAAUCGUACGACAACGUCUACUUCCCAGGAAUGCUGGACACGAAGAAGAUCUCGGGCUCUCUUCUUACCAUGUGGAACGGGAGCUCGGGGAGCGAGCUGAUGCUCUCGCCCGCGAGCAAUUCGGGGGCAGCCAGCAUGCCUUCGAGCCCCAAGCAAGGCAGGAGGCUGAGCGGCCAGGACAGCCUGGCUCUUCACACGAGACCCGUUAAGCACCGGGAUGUGGUGGCAGAGCCUCUGGCUUCACGAGCUAGGAAAUACUCCGGCGGAUCUCUAAGUCAUAUGGGGAUGUACAGUCGUUCCCUCCCCAGACUUUAUAAAGCAACAGAAAACCAGUUGGUGCCGUUAAGUUUGCCCCCGAGAAACUCUCUGGGUAAUACUAAAAGGAAAAAACUUGGAGAAAAAGAUCUACCUCAGAAUGCUUUGGAUGCUGAUAAUUACCUGAAUUUUUCUUCUUGCAGCUCAGGGGUUUUGCCACAUGGGAAUUCUGUGCCGGAGAAUAAUCCCUAUGUUAGUUCCACUCUUAGUGUUCCUCCGAGCCCUCGAAUUGCUAAAAAAAUGCUUUUAGCUUCUUCCUCCUCCUUUCUUUCUGAUGAUUUUGAUAGAUUUGGGCUCUCAGGAACAAGUCCCAGUAAUUCUUUCUCGCCUGUGGAUUUUGACAGAUCGUUCUCUGUCAGAAGAAACCUUUCCACUAGUUCCAUAGAAUUUGAUGAAAUGGAUUUGGAAAACUUCAGACAGACACCAAACUCGCUGCAAACUUCUGUAAGAGAACGGAAGAACAGCAUUAGCUCCAUUUCUGGAAGAGAGGACCUCAUGGAUUAUCACAGGAGGCAGAGGGAAGAGAGACUCAGGGAGCAAGAGAUGGAACGUCUGGAGCGUCAGCGGCUGGAGACCAUCCUCAACUUGUGCGCAGAAUACUCCAAACCUGACGGUGACCCGGCUACAUCUACCACAGUUGCUGAUGUUCAGAAAAUUAACAAAGAACUUGAAAAACUGCAGCUAUCGGAUGAAGAUUCAGUGUUCGAAGAUUCACAACUGAAUCYGGAAUCGAGGUUCAGAACCCCCCUGAAAUCAUCUGCAAGUGACUCAGACUUUUCGGAGCUGAGCAGUCACAGUCGCAGUGCUGGUGCUUUCCUUCCCUCCAGAGGGCUGAAAGGUGAUGAACACUUCAGUGAAACCAUGAAGGCCUCCCCUGCUGCUGCCUCCGGCUUCCUGAAGGAUUCCACUGAAUCUUCCUACUUGAGUAUCACACCCAAGGUACCAGAGUGCCUAAGUGAAGAGCAAAGAGGGCAGGAGCUUGGGCGCCUGGAGGAGGAGCGCGUAGCAAUCCUGAAUAAUUUGGAGGAACUUGAACAGAAGAUCAAGGAUUUAAAUGACCAGAUGGAUGAGUCCUCAAGAGAGUUGGAUAUGGAAUGUGCCCUUUUGGAUGGGGAACAGAAAUCUGAAACAACAGAGCUUCUGAAAGAGAAGGAAAUUUUGGAUCAUCUAAACAGGAAAAUUGCUGAGCUGGAGAGAAAUGUUAUUGGUGAAAAGACAAAGGAAAAAUUAAAACUUGAUGCUGAGAGGGAAAAACUAGAGAGGCUUCAGGAGCUUUACUCCGAGCAGAAGACGCAGCUUGAUAAUUGCCCUGAGUCCAUGAGGGAACAAUUACAGCAGCAGCUCAAGAGGGAUGCUGAUCUGUUGGACAUAGAAAGCAAACAUUUUGAAGACCUGGAAUUUCAGCAGCUUGAACACGAGAGCAGGUUAGAUGAAGAAAAGGAAAAUCUGACGCAACAGCUCCUGCGGGAAGUAGCUGAAUAUCAGCGUAGCAUUGUCAGUCGAAAGGAAAAGAUUUCUGCUCUCAAAAAGCAAGCCACUCACAUUGUUCAACAGGCGCAAAGAGAACAAGAUCAUUUUGUAAAAGAGAAAAAUAACUUAAUAAUGAUGCUGCAAAGGGAAAAAGAGAAUCUCUGUAAUUUGGAAAAGAAAUAUUCUGCACUUUCCGGAGGAAAGGGAUUUCCUGUCAGUCCCAACAGUCUAAAAGAGGGUUUUAUGAGUGUAAGUGAAAUUAGUGAGCUGUAUGGCAAUUCCACGAAUGUAUCCCCUUCCUCCUCUCAGACCCCCACAGAUGCUGAAGCAGUUGCCACUGAGCCCUCCACGGCUGUGCUGACGAGCCAGCCACAAAACAAAGAGCUAAGAUCACCUCUCUGUUCUGGAUUUGUGUUUCCUCACUCUCUUUCUCCUCGCUCUAUUGCUCGACUUUCAUCAGUCCAUUGGCCUGAGGUCAUGGCUACUCAUGUAGAUCCUAUUCCUUUAUCUGAUACACCUCCUCCUCUGCCAGCUAAGAAACACCGCAGGCAACCACAGCAUUUCAGAAAUCUGGAAGAGCGAAAGAAGCAGCACAGAGAGUGCAUGUACAUGAGCGAUACUUUACCCCGCAAGAAAACGACUCCAUCCGUAUCACCACACUUCAACAGCUCUACUCUGGGACGAAGCAUUGCAUCUAAAGGACAUUUACCACUUGGACAGAGCAACAGCUGUGGCAGCGUGCUUCCUCAUUGCCUGGCCACGAUGACCAAAGAGUCAGAAUCAAGAAGGAUGCACAAAGGCUACAACCAUCAGCGCAUGUGUGAAGAACACAGACAGAAGUCUCCUGAAUUCUACAGCAGAACCGCAUCCGAGUCGAAUGUGUACCUGAAUAGUUUCCAUUACCCAGAGCGUAGUUACAAGGACCAUGCCUUCGAUACCCUGAGCCUGGACAGCUCUGACAGCAUGGAGACCAGCAUAUCGGCGUGCUCGCCAGAUAACAUCUCCAGCGCAAGCACUUCGAAUGUCGCAAGAAUAGAAGAGAUGGAGAGACUUCUGAAACAGGCCCAUGCUGAGAAGACCAGGCUGCUUGAGACCAGGGAGCGGGAGAUGGAAGCUAAAAAGCGAGCUCUGGAAGAAGAGAAACGUCGCAGAGAGCAACUGGAGAAAAGGCUGGAAGAAGAGACCAGCCAGAGGCAAAAAUUAAUUGAAAAGGAAGUUAAGAUACGUGAGAAGCAAAGAGCACAGGCCCGUCCCUUGACUCGCUAUUUGCCCAUUAGAAAGGAAGACUUUGAUCUGCGAAGUCACAUUGAAACAGCUGGUCACAACAUAGAGACCUGCUACCACAUCUCCCUCACGGAGAAGACCUGCCGAGGCUUUCUGAUCAAGAUGGGAGGGAAAAUUAAAACAUGGAAAAAACGGUGGUUUGUUUUUGACAGAAACAAGAGAACUUUUACUUACUAUGCAGACAAACACGAAACUAAAUUAAAAGGUGUAAUAUAUUUUCAAGCUAUUGAAGAAGUCUAUUACGAUCAUCUAAAGAAUGCAUAUAAGAGUCCCAACCCACUACUCACUUUCAGCGUUAAGACCCAUGACCGGAUAUACUAUAUGGUUGCUCCCACCCCAGAAGCCAUGAGGAUAUGGAUGGACGUUAUUGUUACGGGCGCAGAAGGCUACACUCACUUCAUGUUAUAAUAAAAAGGGGCAAUAGGGCAUAUUGCAAUAACCUCACGUACAAAGAAGUUAGCCAUAUCUAGUAAAAUCCGAAGAGCCACCUGCGUUACUGGUGAAUGCUCAGAAAUAGCCUCCUUAUGAUGUGCACCCAAAACCACGGAAUGAAAGGGUUUUAUACAUGCAUUGAAAAGGAGGACCUGUUGCUUAUUUUAGUUGACCUGUAUAGGAGCAGAAGAGCUAAAGCUCUGCAGUCACAGUGUGCUGAAAUGGAUAAUCGGGCAGCUUAAAUGACAGCAUCUUGAUUAAACGAUAAUUCUGUACAAUUUCUCCUAUACAGAGAAUGUCUUCAUAAGCUCAUACUAAACAGUUUACAAAGGUGUUUCUUCUCGUCAGUAUGCAAAAAUUCUAGUAAUGGAACAAAAGGUAUCAUAGCAUAUAUUUUAAUAUGCAGCAUUUGACAUUUGUAGAUGAUUAGCUGACUUUUUAAAACUCUUUUAGUCACAUAUUUUAUAAUAAAAGUAAAAAGCAACCCUAAGGUACACACACUUGCCUUAGUAGUUGAGUAUUAAAACUAAGCCAAAGAGUUAUAAAAUUCCCCUCUUUUUUUUUUCCCCAAAUUAUUAGGUGUAGUUUAGCUUUCUAUAAUGGGACGUGCCAAAACUCUUCCUGACUUUUAACAUAAAUUGUUACAAUAUUCUGUAGGGUCAAAUAAUCCAGUUGCAGCAACUGGAUAUUGGAAGUUUGCAUCUGUGGAGCUCAGCAGCAACAAGAGAAACGAGCACAGCUUUAUAAGGAUUUUUUUUUUCUUUUCCCACAAGGUGAUAUUAAAAAAAAAUAAAAUAAAUGGAAACCUCUGAUAUUAGAAGGAAACUGUCAUAGGGAGGUGUUUUCUUAAUCUGCCUUGUUGCAUUGAUUGAGCUGAUUUUUUUUUUUCAAUGUAGUCGGGUCCUAGUAUGGCUCUAAUCUUACUCUGUGCCAAGUGAACGCUUUACUGCAGUAUCUCAAAUAUUGAUCCCUGUGAAGUCAGUGCCAAAAUACCSAGCUAUCUAGAUUCAUUGAAGCCACAGUUUCAGUCCAGAGUAUUUUUUAAUGCACGUGUGCAGAGUCMUGUUGUCAAGUAGAAUACAAAUAAAGAGGCAAGUUCUAAGAGUUUACACUAAGUAGUGUAUUAACUAAGAAAAAAUACUCAAAGUUUUGAGUAAAAGAAAUCUGAGGAUACAGUGGACUCCAGUUUAAGACCACUGUCCAGUCCUUGACUAAUAUAGCAAAAACAUAUUUAAUGGAACUGAAUUUGAAGAAAGUCUCGUAUAUUAUGACUUURAAGAGGUCCCCAUUCCAGUAAUCGAGUUGUAUGUGCUAUGUGGUUUGUGUAAUUAAAGAAAGCGCAUUAGACGUUUUUCCGUAAUGAAAAGUUAAUGGCUUUUGAUGGAGCAAAUUAAAAACAGAAAGCAGAAUAGGCUGAUGGAAUAUUUUUAUUGUACUCUUAAGACCCUGUAUCUGUAAUGAACGGGUAUGAAUUGUUUCU
Nothoprocta perdicaria is the source of this 5446-nucleotide messenger RNA. RefSeq names its product pleckstrin homology like domain family B member 2 (gene PHLDB2). The coding region runs from base 1 to 3942 and encodes 1313 amino acids. The record is from RefSeq and is a predicted model, not a curated record. The transcript is spliced from 18 exons. Gene Ontology annotation, cellular component: basal cortex. Gene Ontology annotation, biological process: regulation of microtubule cytoskeleton organization. Lineage: Eukaryota; Metazoa; Chordata; Aves; Tinamiformes; Tinamidae.